AUGGAUCAAAUACAUCAGUCUGCCAACCAGGCACCCAUGGACAAGAAGCACCACGAGCCAGUGCCAGACAUGUUUGACAACAGCGCUGGCGAGAUGGCCGAGGUCGACAUGGAGAAGCAAAAGGCCGCUGAGGGCAACGCUCACUUCCACCGUCUUGGCUGGAAGCGAUUGACAGUUGUCUUGAUCGUCGAGGCUAUUGCUCUCGGUUGUCUGUCUCUCCCCUCUGCCUUUGCGACUCUCGGCAUGGUCGCUGGUGUCAUUCUCACUGUUGGUCUCGGCUUCGUCGCCAUCUACACCUCCCACGUCGUGGGUCAGGUCAAGCUGGCUUACCCCCAGGUUUCUCACUACGCCGACGCUGGAAGACUCAUGUUUGGCAGAGUUGGAUACGAGAUCGUUGGUGUCAUGUUUGCGCUUCAGCUCAUCUUCCUUGUCGGAUCCCACUGCUUGACAGGAACAAUCGCCUUCCUCAACCUCACUGACAACGGAGCAUGCUCUGUGGUGUUUGGUGUCGUGUCUGCGAUUAUCCUCCUCCUCGUCGCCAUUCCUCCUUCAUUCGCUGAGGUGGCCAUCCUCGGUUACAUCGACUUUGUCUCUAUUGCUCUCGCUGUUGGUAUCACCAUCAUCGCCACUGGUAUCCAGGCUGGACAGUCCGACGGCGGCAUGUCCUCUGUCGACUGGUCUGCUUGGCCCAAGGAAGGACUCAGCUUCACUGAGGCCUUUAUCGCCAUCACCAACAUUGUCUUUGCCUACUCCUUUGCUGUCUGCCAGUUCAGCUUCAUGGACGAGAUGCACACCCCUGGUGACUACGUCAAGUCUAUCUGGUCCCUUGGUCUGAUUGAGAUUGCCAUCUACACUCUUACCGGCGCUCUCAUCUACGCCUUUGUCGGUUCCGAGGUCAAGUCGCCCGCGCUUCUGUCCGCUGGUCCCCUCAUCUCCAAGAUCGCCUUUGGUGUCGCGCUUCCCGUCAUCUUCAUCUCCGGAUCCAUCAACACCACAGUCGUUGGUCGCUACAUCCACGGACGCGUGUUCAAGGACUCCAUCAUCCGCUACAUCAACACCAAGAUGGGUUGGAUCAGCUGGUUGGUCCUUGUCACCGUCAUCACGAUUGUUGCUUUCGUCAUCGCCGAGGCCAUUCCCUUCUUCAACGAUCUUCUGUCCAUCUCUUCAUCCCUGUUCAUUUCAGGCUUUACCUUUUACUUCCCUGCCAUCAUGUGGUUCAUGCUCAUCCGCAAGGGACCCUGGCACUCCAAGGAGAACCUUCUCCUCUCCAUCGCCAACGGCCUCAUCUUCAUUAUUGGAAUGAUCGUGCUUGUCGGUGGAACAUAUGCUUCAAUUGACGACAUUAUUCUCAAGUUUGACCACGGCGAUGUCCGGGGUGUCUUUACUUGCGACCCCAUUGCUUAA
This is a messenger RNA of Fusarium sp. VM40, 1404 nucleotides long. NCBI's taxonomy places the organism in Eukaryota, Fungi, Ascomycota, Sordariomycetes, Hypocreales, Nectriaceae. The record is from the annotation of a GenBank genome assembly.